This is a messenger RNA of Helianthus annuus (common sunflower), 618 nucleotides long. RefSeq lists its product as uncharacterized. Bases 1 to 618 code for a protein of 205 amino acids. The record is from RefSeq and is a predicted model, not a curated record. Lineage: Eukaryota; Viridiplantae; Streptophyta; Magnoliopsida; Asterales; Asteraceae. The transcript has a single exon.
AUGUCCGGCGGCGUACCACCACCACCAUCCUCCACCCUCCUCUCCUUCCAACACCUCACCUCCGCCGCGAUCGCCAUCACCCUCGCCAUCUCCGGCAUGGUACCCAUCCAACACCUCGCCUUCAUACCCCUCUCCUUCUUCUACACUCUCUUCCUCUCCAAAACCGCUUACCCCACCCUCUCCACCACCCUACCACCACCCAUCUUCGCCGCCCACCUCCGCCUCCUCACCGCCUACGUCUCCGUGGGCGCCGUCGUGGGCCUUGUUCUCCCCGUGGCCUACAUCGUUCACGGGGUGUUAAACGAUGAUACAGAGGGUGUGAAACCGGCUGCUCCUCAUUUGUUUUUGUUGGCUUGUCAGGUGGUGAUGGAGGGUGUGACGUUUGCCGGUGGGUUUUCGUUGCCGGUUCGGGUGUUUGUGCCGGUGGCGUAUAAUGCGGUGAGGAUGUAUGCAGUUUUUGAUUGGGUGAAGAGUGAAGUGGUGAAGGGGGGUGGUAGAUGGUUGAGUUUGGCGAAUUUGGUGUUUUGGGGGUUUAAUCUUUUUGGGUUUUUGUUGCCGGUUUACAUGCCCAAAGCUUUUAAGAAGUACUAUGAUGAUGUUAAGGAUAAAGAUACAUAG